This is a messenger RNA of Prunus armeniaca (apricot), 819 nucleotides long. The record is from the annotation of a GenBank genome assembly. NCBI's taxonomy places the organism in Eukaryota, Viridiplantae, Streptophyta, Magnoliopsida, Rosales, Rosaceae.
AUGACCGAGUCUUCGAAAGAAGAGCUGCUUCAGCUCAUCAAGCGCUUCGGGGCUUAUCUCACUGUGAAGAUGUCUAGUAUCUUCCCGAUCUCCCUCCACAACCUGAAUGCACGUUCUAUUGGGGCUAUCGCGGGCUUUGCCGUUGCAAUAGUUUUCACCUGGAGGCUGCUGAGAUCACCCAGUGGGCCUCAAAGAAGGCAACCAAAGAGACAGGCACCUGCAUCCAGUAGUUCUGGCAUCAGUUCACAGUCAAAUGCAACAUUGACAACUUCAGGAGUUUCAUCUUCAGAGGACACAAGAGCACAAAAUGUUGUUGAUGAGUUCUUUCAGCCAGUAAAGCCAACUUUGGGGCAAAUAGUUCGGCAGAAACUGAGUGAAGGAAGAAAGGUAACUUGUCGUUUACUUGGAGUAGUCCUGGAGGAAAGUACCCCAGAAGAACUUCAGAAACAAGUGACUGUGAGGUACUCAGUGCUGGAAGUACUCUUGGAGAUCACAAAAUUUUGUGAUUUGUAUCUCAUGGAAAGAGUUCUCGACGAUGAAACUGAAAAAAAGGUUCUACUGGCUUUGGAAGAUGCUGGGGUUUUCACAUCUGGGGGUUUGGUGAAAGAAAAGGUUCUCUUCUGUAGCACAGAGAAUGGACGAACAUCUUUUGUUCGCCAAUUGGAGCCAGAUUGGCAUAUCGACACAAAUCCUGACAUCAUCUUUCAAUUAUCUAGGUUUAUCAAGUAUCAGCUUCACAUCUCUCCUACCAGAACUGAACGGGCUGCUUCUAAUGUGUUCAACUCCCCAUCCUUGGAACAGUUCUUUGGAUGUGUUUGA